UGUCUGUGUGUGUGUGUGUGGAACGGAAGGCAGGGAAGACACCCGAUACAACACAGCAGCAGCAGCACGACGGAAGACGAGCGCAAGGCAGGGAAGCACAGCACGCUUUUUGAGCAGACGCUUUUUGCUUACUGGACGCGCGGGCACAGCGGGCAUGGACGAGGAGAAAGCCGCGCUGCGUCGGCGUGGCAGUGGUGACAGCAGUGAGGGCGAGCAUCGUGACAGCACCGAUGCCACGCAGCAGCGAGACACGCACAACGGCAACGACAACGACAACGACAGGCAGCAGCAGGACAGCGGCGGCUGGGCGAGCGGCGAGCAGUCGCAGCAGUCGCAGCAGGCACAGCACAACGAGCACGGCCACUCCGACGCGGCCCAGGUCCACGGCGACAGCGCCGAGGAGAGCGAGCCGAGUGCUUGCCGUGGUGGCAAUGAUGGCCGCCAUGCUACGAGUGAUGCAGAUGCUGCUGGGGAUGACGAUGAGGAAGUUGCAAGAAGCGAGAAUGGCGACGAUGGCCCUUCUCACAGGGAUGCGGGCGACCAGCGUCAAUCACAACGCCAUAAGCACAGCCCACUGCCCGAGGUGAGCGUGGCAUCCGAUGCCGGUAGUCUCGCAGAGUCACAGCAACAGGAGAUGGGUGUCACGGCCUCUGGUGUGGUCACUCCUGUCAGACUACACGACUCCACCAUGGACGCGCCGUCCCCGAUCCCGUACAUGCCAGAUGACACUGUGGUGGACACCAUUUCCAUUUCAUACGGAAGCGUCGUUCACCGUUUUGAGCCUGGGCAUGAUCUGACACCAAAGGAUGUGCUGACCGCUUUCGACCUCCCAGAAGUCACAGAGUUUCAGAUCCGCGACGACAUGGGCGAGGAAGUCGAUCUCAACAACGCCCGCCUGCAUCGAAACCUGUCCCUGGUUGUUCGCCGCAGCCGCCGCCGUCCCCGCACUGCAGAAGGCCGAUUACAGCGCGCAAACCUGCGACGCGAACUUGACAGAGGCAUGGCCUUGUUGCAAGAGAAGCAAAACAUCCUUGUGGACAACGGCGGUGCUGCCGAGGAUGUGAACAAUCUCUCCUGGGAACAGUUUCGCCAGGCAUUUCGCACAGACUUUGAAAACGGCCUGCGAAAGAGCAUGUCGUUUUCGAACCUGAGCGAGACCUCCACACACUCGCGCGCACGCGCCUCAACCAUCUCCGUAUCCAACCCCACACAAGAACCGGCACAGGCCAACAAGCAAGAGCGAACGAUACGCACGUUCGAGGCCACAUACGCGCAACCGAAAACGCUGGUGAUCAUGUACUCAGCACAAGGCUUUGGCUUCUCGUGCCGCCGCCUGUGCGUUGUGGACGAGCAGCUUGUGAGUGCUGCGCCACCAUCGUCAUCAUCGUCGUCGUCAUAUGCUCACGAUGCAUCGCGUAUGGCCCUGACGCGCCUCACGCUCAUGGAGAUGGACGAGGAGCUCCUCCUCCCACAAGAGACCCUGGUGCGUAUUAUAUUGCGAAACCUUUGGCACAUGCCAAAGUUGAAACGCAAGUCGUCGUCUGUGGAGACGGGCCUGUCCGCCGUGCCGUUUGCCACGUCCAUUUGCGAGCUGUGUGCGCGCCACGGCGUGCGCGUGCCCGUGCUUGUCACGAAGCUUGUUGAGGAGGUUGAGCGACGCGGGCUGGACGAGGAAGGCAUCUACCGCCACUCCGGUCCAACGUCUCAAAUACAGAUGCUCAAGGAGUGCCUCUCGCGCGACCCAGUCGGUACAGACCUGACAGACGAAGACACGUUCUACGACCAACACGCCCUGUGCGGCGUAUUGAAGGAGUACUUUCGCAGCAUCACCCCACCGGUCUUUACCGGCGAACUCUACGAUAAGUUUAUUGCGUGCGCGAAGAUGAGCGGCGAGAACAGGCUACAUGUUCUCAAGGACUUGCUGAGUCAGCUGCCCCCGGAGCACCACACCACCUUGGAGUUUGUCAUUCGCCAUCUCACACACGUUGUCGACCACUGUGCCAAAAACAAGAUGAUUGCAUCGAACCUCGCUGUUGUGUUUGGGCCGACCCUUGUUCGUCCAGCAGCAGGAAAUGACCUAUCUUUGUUACAAGACAUGAGCCAUCAAAGCAAACUCGUGGAGCUGCUCGUUACAAACUGCUCUUUCUUGUUUGAUGCAACGGUGGGCGGCACAGACGGAGAGGAGGGCGAGAAUGCAAAUGAAACCCGGGAGCACGAUGAGUCAUCCAUGCUGGAGGACACGACGUCCAUCGGCGAGCACGACACAACGGCCACGGAGGAGAACACCGGCCAGGCGGGAGUCUCGCCCACCACGCCGCACGAUUACGCGCUGCAGACGGACGUGCUGGCGUACCUGGCUGGAAGCAUUCCGGACCUGCCCCUGGCCGCCGAUAGUGAACGCGGCGCAGGCGACGCAGCCCAGCAAGACCACGUCCGCGGCACUGUGCAGCAGACAGAGGGGGCAGAGGUGGGUGGCGCUGAGCGUGGUGAUGACGCCGUACCAGGCAGCGCCAGCAAGCCUGCGGGCGCCUUUGAAGUCGGCGACGGCGACGGCGACGGGGACAGCGGUGCUGCCUCGAAACACAGCGGGGGAGGUGGCCGCGGCGGCUACCUGGAAGUGCAAGGGCGGGCAGAGCCGGAGGCACGCGCAACGUCCGUGCCGGCGAGCGUGCGCAUGCGGCGUGGUGAUGAUCAUGGCUUGGGCGAUGGCGGGCGUGGUGGCGCUCGGAGCAGCAGUGCCCGUUUCAAGGACGGCGCUGGGGCUACGGGCAGCGACGCCGCGCACGCAGCUACGCCGCUGUCACCGCCGCUGACGUCAACAUCACGGUCGACACACGGCAGCCUGCACGGUGGCAGCGGCGGCGGCAGCAAAGGGCUGGGCAGCAGCGGGGCAGCGGACCCGGGGACGGGGUCGCCGCGGCUGGACAGGCCACGAUCGGUGCCGCGGCGGAAGAAAGACCGUCGCAGUGGCAGCCUGCCGCUGGAGACAUCACGCAGCUUGAAGAGCACGCACACUCCCACACACCUCCAUCACCAGCAGCAGCAUCAGCAGCAGCACGACCACCAGUCUCACCACCACCACCAGUCGCAGCAGGAGCUUGGGCGUCGCGGUAGUGAGCGGGCCAGCAACGAGGCUGACCGGCGCAGGGAGUCGUCGAUGGCGCUGCAGGCGCUGUUGUCUGCGUCAGCGGACCAGGGCGGUGCACCCUCGCCCCAUCACGACAGUGGCAGCAGAGGCAGCAGCAGCAGGAGCCUGAAGCUGAUAGACAGCGGCGUUGCGGAAGGCGGAGAGCGCACAGGCCAGGUUGUCGGUGCAAGGGACGGUGAUGAGGGUGACGCGGCUGGCGUGAGCGGUGGGGAGGAUCUGAGGCGCGGGCGAAGACGGCAGCACCCGCACCCAGGUGAUGUGCCAGCCGGGCCCGAGGGAAGUGCACGCGAGGCGGGCGCGAAUCAGACCGUUGAUGAUGAGAUGCGGCCUGCUGUGGUGGAGGAAGCGCGGCACCGUGCGCUGGAGGUGUUGACGGAGUUUGAUCGCGCGUUCUGCGAGUUUGAGACGCACGAGGACAUCCGGGCGCUGCAGCGGGCAGGCACUCCUGUGGACGACUUUUUCCUGGACGGCGACGACGAAGCAGCGGAGGCGGAGCAACGCAGCGGUGGUGAGCAGCGGCACCGCGACAGUCGCAAAGCCGCAGCGCUGGGUGACGGCAGCAAGGGCGGCGACAGCGGCGACGAGAGCAGUAAUGCGGCACUUGCUCAAGCGCGGCCGCACGCGCACCGGGAAGAGCCGGAGAGCCGGCCGCUGACGUUGUUGGUGUCGCGACGCCGUCACGAGGAGGAGCAACAACAGCAACAACAGCAAGAGCAACAGCAACAGCAGGAGCAGGAGCAGGAGGAGGAGGAACAAGGCGAUGGCGGGGAUGUGCCAAAGCGGCCGUCGUACGAGGCGGCGAUUGGCAAUGCAGCGUCGAGGGCGCCCAACGUGCCAGCGCAGCAGUUUCGCGUGGUUGAACGGCCGGCCAGGCGUGUUGGGCCGACAGCAGCGACGAUACAGCGCCUGCAGACCACGCGCGAGGAGCAGUCUGCCACACAAGGCGAGCAUGACGGCGACGGUGAUGGUGACGGCAAUGGUGGUGAUGGACGUGAUGACAAGGAGACAGGCGUGGAGCAGCACAGGAGCGAGGCUGAAGGCGGUGAGGCGGGCGGGCGUGGUGGUGGCGUGUCCCUGCACCGGCCACCGCCGUCGUACAGUACGGUGGAUCGAUCACAGCGGCUGAUUCUUCGCCGGGACGGCAAGCCCUUCUCCACCUCCAGUCGCGAGAGCACCAUCUGA
Messenger RNA from Salpingoeca rosetta, 4330 nucleotides. RefSeq lists its product as uncharacterized. Lineage: Eukaryota; Choanoflagellata; Craspedida; Salpingoecidae. The transcript is spliced from 13 exons. The record is from RefSeq and is a predicted model, not a curated record. Gene Ontology annotation, biological process: regulation of GTPase activity; signal transduction. Gene Ontology annotation, cellular component: cytoplasm. Bases 155 to 4330 code for a protein of 1391 amino acids.